GCCGCGGUCUUCCCGAGCGGCAUCGUGUGCCCGAGGCUCCGCCAGCUGAAGAAAGAUACCAACAGAGACUUGCAGCAUUGCUAAACCACAAGGAAUUCCCUCCUAAUCUGUCCCAGUGUCUCUGUUCUGCUCUCUGUCUUCAGGUUCAUGAUGGUGGUGUUCACUUUCCUUGCUGCAUUGAUGCUCGCUACAGCACAUUCACAGGAAGUAGAUGAAACCAUCACAUACACGCAAUGCACUGAUGGUUACGAAUGGGACCCCGUCAUGCAGCGGUGCAAAGAUAUCGACGAAUGUGAAAUUGUGGUGGACGCCUGUAAAGGUGGGAUGAAAUGCGUGAACCACUUUGGCGGAUACCUCUGUCUGCCCAAAACAGCUCAUAUCAUUGUCAAUAACGGUGAAGCCGAAACACCACCUGAAACUGCUGGUGGACGAAAUGGUAAUCCCAUCAUUCGCCGGACCCCUGCAGAGUACGUGCCAGGACAGAUACAAUGUGCAGCUGGGUAUGAGGCGAGCCAUCACAACGUGUGUCAGGACAUUGAUGAGUGUGCAGCAGGCACACACACCUGUAGGUCAGAUCAGAUAUGCGUCAACUUAAGAGGAUCAUUCACCUGCCAAUGUCCAGCCGGAUAUCAGAAGCGAGGAGACCAGUGUAUCGACGUAGAUGACUGCAUGAUCCCUCCGUUUUGCCAUCAUCGGUGCGUCAACGCUCCUGGCUCCUACUACUGCCAGUGCAACGCCGGUUUUCAGUUAACAGCCGACAACCACACCUGCGCAGACAUCAACGAAUGUGAGACCAGCAACCCGUGUGCACAGCUGUGCUACAACGUUGUGGGUUCCUUCCUGUGCCAAUGCAAUCAAGGCUUUGAGCUAAGCCCAGACAGAAUCAGCUGUGAUGAUGUUGAUGAAUGCAGAACUUCUAACUUCAUGUGUCAAUAUCAAUGUGUCAAUGAACCAGGGAGGUUUUCUUGCAUGUGCCCGGAUGGAUAUCAGUUAGUCAGGGGAAGAAAUUGUCAAGAUAUAAACGAAUGUGAACUUGGUAAUGAAUGCCGGGAAGAUGAAAUGUGCUCAAAUUACAACGGCGGCUAUCGUUGUUAUCCGAGGAACCCUUGUCAAGAACCGUACGUGCUGGCGUCUGAAAAUCGCUGUGUUUGCCCAGUGUCCAACCCCCUUUGUCGAGAUCUGCCAUACUCCAUUGUCCAUAAAUAUAUGAGCAUCCGCUCAGAGAGAACCGUGCCGUCUGAUAUCUUCCAAAUCCAGGCAACCACAAUUUUCCCCAAUACAAUUAACACGUUCCGGAUUAAAUCUGGAAAUGAAAACGGAGACUUCUUUCUGAGACAAACCACCCCUGUGACAGCAAUGCUUGUGCUGGUGAAGCCAUUAACAGGGCCACGGGAACAUAUCAUCGACCUGGAGCUGCUCACGGUCAACAAUAUGAAUUAUCGAUCGAGUUCAGUGCUUAGGUUAACACUAAUUGUAGGGCCGUAUUCGUUUUAGGCGCCACAGUUUGAAUCAUUUGCAAGCACCCAGAGCAGCCAAAGAAAUAUCCUCUUAAAUGAAGCACUUACGACUUUAUUUAUAGAUUUUACAUGGUGUGUUUGUUUUUUAAAGGAAAGGAAAAAAAAAUCUCUAUUAAGGAAAUUAGUACUUGUAGCCAUGCUGUUACGCUUAUACUUCAGAAGUAGUGUAUUUGUUCUGCAAUAUAACCCGGGCAUUGCCACUUUCUGUAUAAAGCCUGCGUUUCUCCCUUUCCUUACAAUACCUGUAUUAGUUGUCCAACUACAGAACUGUAGCUCUAUUCCCAUUAAAAGCAUGGGAACACUCUGAAGUCCAGCCCUAGAUCAUGAUUGUCACAAGUUGAGAAUGGAGCUCUGAAUGCGUACGGCUGUAUAUACAGAGGCUCUGUGCACCCUGUUGGGAACCCUGAUCAGGAAGGAUUUUCAUUCAUGUGGAAGAGUUUGCACCACCCUUCCCCAAACUUGUGCCUUCUAACUGUGUUGGAUCACAAUUCUCAUCACAAUGAGAGUUGUGGUCCA
Molecule: messenger RNA, 2033 nt
Organism: Elgaria multicarinata webbii
Lineage: Eukaryota; Metazoa; Chordata; Lepidosauria; Squamata; Anguidae
Gene: EFEMP1
Product: EGF containing fibulin extracellular matrix protein 1
Exons: 12
Coding region: 148-1494 (448 amino acids)
Molecular function (GO): calcium ion binding
Source: RefSeq, a predicted model, not a curated record